AUGCUAGGAGAAGAAAUCCCCUCAACAGAUUCUUCAAUAAAAAUUGAUGAAGAAGCCCCACAAGUCAAUCUCCCGAUUCAACGUCACAUGUCAGAAAUUGCCAUAAAACGUGACAAACACUUCAUUGACACGCAAAAUUGCGUGGGAACAGCGAUCAUAACUCUAAGUGCAGCUAUAUCCAUGGGAAUGAACAACGCUGAAGACAUUGACUAUGCUCAACUGAUGAAGUAUCUAUGGGAUACAGGCAAAUUGCUGUGCGACACAUAUCACCAGCAAUCCAUAGCCAGAAAAUCGUUCAUCACUCCCAUCCUUGACAAGGAAAUCAAACCAACACUGGAUGCUAGCAUCUCUGACAAAUGGCUCUACGGAGAACAUUUGACUGAUCAAGUCAAAGACGUCAAAGAGAUUGAAAAAGCAUCUGCCUCACUGAAACCUCCCCCAAAACCCCCUCUCAAAAAAUAUAUCCUAAAAAAUAUUAAUCAGGGAAACUUGGGAGGCCCACCUACGAGAUACAGUCAGGUGGGCUACUACCAGACGAAGAAAUUCACCAAUGUGAAGUACAGACCGAGACCAGCAAUGACACGUCCCCCAUCGAAAUACAACUCCGAGAAGACUAGACCAGCAGCACGAACAUCCAAAAAAUAAAUGAGGCAGAAGAUUCACCCACUGGCUCACAAACUAUCACUAGUGGCAGGGAAAUUAUCGAACAAUCGUACCUGAAUGAGGGUAUUCUACCAGAUUCACUCGACAUAAUGCUUAAUUCUAUUACGGAAUCGACUAGAAAACAGUAUGAAGGACCAUUAAAAAGAUGGAAAGAAUUCACCAAAGAAGAAAAUAUUAAUUUAUUUGACCCAAAGGCAACAGAAGUGAUAAAAUUCUUGACACUAAGAUAUAACGAAGGUGCAUCUUACGGGACUUUGAAUUCAUCAAGAUCCGCUAUUUCCCUAAUAUCAAAAAAUGACUUAUCAAACGAUAAAUUAUUAUCUCGGUUCUUUCGUGGAAUUUCUAAAAUACGACCCCCAAAAGCCAAAUACUCCACUACUUGGGAUACUGAAAAAGUCCUCUCCUUCAUCGAAGACUCAAAAGAUAAAGAAGAUUUAACACUAAAAGAGCUUUCGGAGAUCACAAUUACAUUGUUAGCACUUGCGACAGCACAUCGUCUCCAAACAUUUUCAUUUAUUCAUAUCGACAAUAUAGAAAUAACCCCUACAAGAGUCAGAAUAAAAAUUCCGGAUUUAAUUAAAAAUUCAAGACCAGGAAAAGCUCAACCUGUCUUAAGUCUCCCUUUAUUAAAUCAAAGGAAAAAAGUUUGUGUA
This is a messenger RNA of Diachasma alloeum, 1316 nucleotides long. RefSeq lists its product as uncharacterized. Lineage: Eukaryota; Metazoa; Arthropoda; Insecta; Hymenoptera; Braconidae. The record is from RefSeq and is a predicted model, not a curated record. The coding region runs from base 1 to 645 and encodes 214 amino acids. The transcript is spliced from 3 exons.